ACUUCCUGUCCGGGGCCGCGGCUCAGAGUCCGGCAGGUGAGCGGCGAGGUCCCGGACCAGGGGACUGGGUCUCAAUUGUGCUACAUCUUCAAGAAGGCUUCUUUAGGAAGAUGGCAGACCUGGGGGGACAACAGGAGUCACCUCCUGUUCCAUCCCCCAUCAGUUUUUCAUCACCUGGGAUAACUCCUGGACCUCAUCGCCACAAGGCACAGCUCCACCUCCAUGAUCAUCAACAUGGAUUUGCGGUUUCCAAACCUGAUGUAAUUUCCUUGCUGCAGGAAGGGGAAGAACUGUCUGGCUCAGAUUUUCAAGGAAUUCAAGAAACAGAAAUCUCAAGAGAUACCUACACAGAUUCUGAAUCUGAGAUUGAAUUGUUAACUCCAAAGCAAGAAGUUUCUGAAGAAGGAGAAGAACAUGGAGGGAUGUUGAAAAGUCUCCUCAGAAAUGUUCCUCGAGGACCCAAAUUUGCAGAACCCUGUGAACGGGAGGACAAUUUAGAAAGGCAAAUGGGAAACUCUGCUGGGGGCAGAGAAAGGAUAUCCCUCUCCCAGAAGCGAGGUUCCUGGCAUAUGACAGUCCUUCACCAGGAAGCUCCUCCAGUAGAGGAGAAUCAAGGAUGUAAUGAAUUUGGGGGAAGCUUUAGUCUGAGCUCGAGCUAUAUGACACGUCAGGGAGGCUCCAUAGGAGGGAAACCCCAUAAAUGUGACACCUGUGGUAAAUGCUUCAAAUAUAAUUCAUUACUUAUUAAACACCAGAGAAUUCACACUGGAGAGAAACCCUAUGAAUGCAGUGAUUGUGGGAAGUGCUUCAGAGGGUGGUCAGGCUUUAUUCAACAUCACAGAAUUCACACUGGAGAGAAGCCUUAUGAAUGUAAUGAAUGUGGGAAAGCCUUCAGUCACAGUUCACAUUUUACUCAACACCUGAGAAUUCAUAAUGGAGAGAAGCCCUAUAAAUGUAAUGAAUGUGGGCAAGCUUUCAGCCAGAGCUCAAAUCUUAUUCGACACCAGAGACUUCACACUGGAGAGAAACCCUAUGAGUGUAGUGAAUGUGGGAAAGCUUUCAUUUGGAGCUCAGUCCUCAUUGAACACCAGAGAAUUCACACUGGGGAGAAACCCUAUGAAUGCAAUGAGUGUGGGAAAGCCUUCAGAGGGAGGUCACAUUUUUUUCGACACCUGAGAACUCACACUGGAGAAAAGCCUUUUGAAUGCAAUGAAUGCGGGAAAGCCUUCGGUCAGAGCUCACAACUUAUUCAACAUCAGAGAAUCCACUACAGAGAAUAACCCCAGGAAUGUUAUGUAAUGAGUGUGGGGAACGGAUGCCUUGAUAGAGCAGAGAAUCUACUUUGGGGCAUGAGCCCAUAAAAAAAAAACAAGGUCCUAAUGGAAAGGGUUCUUGUCUGUCUAAUUCUCUUUGUGCAGCAACCUAGCCCAGCACCGCAUGCAGUGAGGUAAUAAAUACUUGGUGAUUGGUGAUAAUAAAUUUCUUGUUCAUAA
Molecule: messenger RNA, 1493 nt
Organism: Vombatus ursinus (common wombat)
Lineage: Eukaryota; Metazoa; Chordata; Mammalia; Diprotodontia; Vombatidae
Gene: GLI4
Product: GLI family zinc finger 4
Exons: 4
Coding region: 111-1280 (389 amino acids)
Biological process (GO): regulation of transcription by RNA polymerase II
Molecular function (GO): DNA-binding transcription factor activity, RNA polymerase II-specific; RNA polymerase II cis-regulatory region sequence-specific DNA binding
Source: RefSeq, a predicted model, not a curated record